Capra hircus (goat) is the source of this 4111-nucleotide messenger RNA. RefSeq names its product coiled-coil domain containing 85C (gene CCDC85C). The record is from RefSeq and is a predicted model, not a curated record. Bases 75 to 1340 code for a protein of 421 amino acids. Gene Ontology annotation, cellular component: apical junction complex. Lineage: Eukaryota; Metazoa; Chordata; Mammalia; Artiodactyla; Bovidae. The transcript has 6 exons.
GGCCCAGCGCAGCCCCGGCACGGGGAGCGCCGGCCGGGCGAGGGCGCGGGCGAUGCCGCGGUGACGGCCCCGCCAUGGCGAAGCCCCCGGCGGCAGCGACAGCGGCGGCGGCGUCGGAGGAGCUGAGCCAGGUGCCGGACGAGGAGCUGCUGCGCUGGAGCAAGGAGGAGCUGGCGCGGAGACUGCGGCGCGCGGAGGGCGAGAAGGUGGGCCUCAUGCUGGAGCACGGCGGCCUGAUGCGCGACGUGAACCGGAGGCUGCAGCAGCACUUGCUCGAGAUCCGCGGCCUCAAGGACGUGAACCAGCGGCUGCAGGACGACAACCAGGAGCUGCGCGAGCUGUGCUGCUUCCUCGACGACGACCGGCAGAAGGGGCGCAAGCUGGCGCGCGAGUGGCAGCGCUUCGGGCGCCACGCGGCCGGCGCCGUGUGGCACGAGGUGGCCCGCUCGCAGCAGAAGCUGCGCGAGCUCGAGGCGCGCCAGGAGGCCCUGCUGCGCGAGAACCUGGAGCUCAAGGAACUGGUGCUGCUGCUGGACGAGGAGCGCGCGGCGCUGGCGGGGGGCGCGGGCGGCGCGGGCGGCGGCGGCGGCGGCGGCGCCGGCUCCCGCAGCUCCAUCGACAGCCAGGCCAGCCUGAGCGGGCCGCUGCCCGGCGGCGCGGCGGGCGCGGGUACCCGGGACGUGGGCGACGGCAGCAGCACGUCGAGCGCGGGCAGCGGUGGCAGCCCCGACCAUCACCACCACGUCCCGCCGCCGCUGCUGCCUCCCGGGCCGCCCAAGGCCCCCGACGGCAAGGCGGUCGCCACGCGCCGGUCCCUGGACGACCUUUCGGCGCCGCCGCCGCACCACCGAAGCAUCCCCAACGGCCUGCACGAUCCCUCGUCCACCUACAUGCGGCAACUGGAGACCAAGGUGAAGCUGCUGGAGGGUGACAAGCUCCUGGCGCAGCAGGCAGGCCCUGGGGAGUUCAGGACGCUGCGGAAAGGCUUCUCCCCGUACCACUCAGAGUCCCAGCUCUCUAGCCUGCCGCCCUCCUACCAGGACUCCCUGCAGAACGGCCCAGCCUGCCCGGCUCCCGAGCUGCCUUCGCCCCCCUCCAGUGGCUACAGCUCUGCGGGGCAGAAGCCCGAGGCCGUGGUGCAUGCGAUGAAGGUCCUGGAGGUGCAUGAAAACCUCGACCGGCCGCUGCAGGACAGCUGUGAGGAGGACCUCAGUGAGAAGGAGAAGGCCAUCGUCCGCGAGAUGUGCAACGUGGUCUGGAGGAAGCUAGGAGAUGCCGCCAGCUCCAAGCCCUCCAUCCGGCAGCAUCUCUCUGGGAACCAGUUCAAAGGGCCUUUGUAGGGCCGCUCCCCUGCGGACGUGGACUUGGCCCUGGUGCCGAGCCGCCGGCUCCUCUCUCCGUGGUGAACUGUACAUAGGACGCUGCCUGUCGCGGCCCCCUCCCGCCUCUCAGACACCAGCACAGCGGGGAGACGGUUCCCCAGCAGAGCGGCCUGGACAGCUUCCUUCCUGCUCCGGGGCUGAGGAGUGCUGAGAUGCCCAGCCCCAGCAGAGGGGCACCCCUGGCUGCCGCCUGCCUGGGACAGUGGCUGCCAGCUGCCAGACUGCCCCAUGGGGCUCCGCUUCUGAGCCGCUGGCUGGGGCCUGAACGCCGGCUCCCCGAGCAGAGUCCCUGGCUCUCAGAUGAGGGGCGCUCUGCCGUGGCCCCUCCUCGGGCUCCCAGGCCUGGCGCCUCCCUGAUGCCAGCUGAUGCCAGCCACUGCUUGUUUUUAGAUUCCACACCCCCACCCUUGGCCACACACCCUCUGCCAUGUUCCCUCGCCUUGUGCCAGGUGGUGCCCCAUCUUUCUGGGUCCCUCAUGUCCAGGGGCGCGAGGCACUUCCGGGUCUGUGCUCCACACGACGGGCCGGGCCUGUCUCUGCACGGGUGGCACCAGGCCGCGGCUGGGCCUCUGCUCAGGAAUGGUGCCCCCGCGCCCGGCCCCCUCCUGGGUGACUGUGCACGGAGCUGCAUGGCUUCAGGUGAAGGGGUUCUGCUCUCCUUGUGAGGGGCCCCCCUGGGCUCUGGCUUUCAUUUUCCUGUGUGACCUUCAGCAAGUCACUCAGCAUCUCUGGGCCCCUGGUGGGGAAAAAAGGACGCAGAGGAUCAGGGCCAGCAACUCAGGCACAGCGCAGGGACCAGUGGGGACCCUCCUGCUGGAGGGGUGGCUGGCGGGGGGGAGGUGUUGCGAGGGAGUCCCGCUGCCUUGCCCCCUUCUCAGUGGGUGGCCACCUCCACUUCUGAGCUUCAGUGUCCUCUCCUGUUGAGGCCGCAGCCUAAGGCCAUCCUUGCAGGGCUCUGGGGAUCAAAUAAGACCUUCGGUGUAAAAUGGCCAUGUAUAAAACUGUAAAGCGAGACAUGUAAAUGUUAAAAUUUAUGUGGGAGGGGAGUGAGGCCCAGAGGCCUCGCUUUCCAGUUCCUCCAGCACUGCUGACCCCUGUGCCUCAGCGGUACCGAGAGCUCGGGAGGUCCGAGAGGCUGUCUUGGCCUUGUCCAGGCUCAAGUGAGGGGCGGGGACCAGGCGAAGGGAUGGGCGAGGCUGCCCUGGGUCUCCCCUUCGGCGCGGACUCAAGAGCCGUCCCCACUGCCUGUCUGCCGUCGGCACCCUUGGGUGGACAGUCCCCAGGGAGAGGCCUGCAUCCGGGGAGUGCUGAGUGGGCGCUGCUGAUGGCAUCAGGCGUGGUCCUGAUGCCCCGGGUCAUACAGAAAGCUGUGGGCGCCCUGGGAGGAGCUGGGCCUUAGGCCAAGUGGUGAGCUCCCAGUCUCUAGGGGUGUGCACUUGGAGCUGGGUGAUUCCUCCCCAGGUGGGCAGCGAGCUGGAGGGCAGAGGCUCCCCCUGCUCCCCAGGUCCUGGGUCUCCUGGGUGGGAGUCACAGCUGAGGACCCCGUGUGUCAUGUUUGGGUCAGGUUGGCUUGGCCACCAAUGAAAAUAAGCAAUAAGUCAGGGGUCCUGGUACCCACUGGUCUCCUGCAAACUGACCUGGGGAAUGGGCCUCAAAGGGACCUUUGCCCGGUGGAGGGAGGUGGCCCUGCCCCCUAAUGCUGCGAUGGUGUCCAGGGGGCGGGGCAGGCGUUUCCAGCUGGUGCUGAGGCCUCCCUCCUGCCGCCUGCCUGUGUCCGGAGCCAGCGCUGCCUGGGAACAGCUUUCUAGAACAGCUGUACCUGGGAUACCAUCUCAUUCACAGAAGCUGUUGGAAAGCCUGCAGCGCCUCUGACCGGUCUGUGCCAGGCCAGGGACUGUGGCUGCAGCAGGAACCCACUGCUGGGAGGAUCCGGGGGGCCAGGUCAGGGGAGUUCCAGCUCUGCUGCUAAGCAGGGAGUGCGCACAGGGUGACCGUGGUGCCCCUCCUCCCGUGCGGAGCCUUAGCGCUGAAGCUCGAGGGCGGGGGUGUCGCUGAACCUGGUGUCCUUUCUUGAAGGUCCGUUUCAGAUACUCUUUGCUGCCGGAGCCCCAUGGGACCCCUGUGCUGUGGCUUUCAUCCCCACUGUGAUGGAUGUCACCCUUCCAGCCUCAUCCCAGGUGGCCAGGCCCAUCCUGGAAUCAGAAUCCACUGAGCACAUUUUUAUCCAAAAGUUAUUAGCCACACAUCAGUGUUUGAAAGAGAAAAGUGACCUUUCAUUUUUUUUUUCUUUCUUGAAAACUUGAGAGGAAACCAUGCAUACUACUGACUUUUUUUUUUUUUAAAGAAACAAAGGAAAUGCAUGACUGCAGAGCGGUAGAGGUGUAUAUUUUUCAUAACGUGGGGGAAGUAUUUGUGCUGCUCUCUGGGAACGGGCGCGUGCCUGGCUCCCGUCCCCGGGCCAGCAGCCACGCUCUGUCUUCCAUGGGACGUGAUGGCUGGAGCACGGGCCGACCCCACCCCAGCUCCGGGCAGCGCCGGUAGCCCUGGACUCCUGUGCCCGUUUCUACCUUCUAUUGAACCACUUUGAUUUGGGGAGAGAAAAAGAAAUAGAACUUUUUGAUAGUGUGGUAAAAACAUUGAUUUGAACUAUUUUAGUAAAAGGAGUUAACAGAGAAGAUUGUGAUAGUGUAUACUUUGCGCUAGAUAAAUAAAGGCUCGUUGCAAGCCUC